UCUUUGCCUGGAAUCGGAGCCCUAAUCCUCCCUCCCUAUUUCGAUCCGGCAAGGAGCUGAGCUCUGCCAGUGGAGGCAGUGCCUUUCCGAAACAGUUUAUCUUUGGAAGGAUUUCUUCAAAAGAAAAAGAAACCAACAGGUUGCCAACCCCGGCGCCAAACAUCAGUCUGAGAGGCAAGCCGCAGCUCGGCUCUCCUGCCCGCUCGGACCGGCGGCUGGAGGCGAGGCGAGGGGAGGGACGCGGCGAUGGCUCGGCCUGACCUGUCGGCGCCGCCCCCGCUGCUGCUGCUGCUGCUGGCUCAGCUGGCCGGUCGGGCGUCGGCCGCCUCGAAGGCCCCGGUGUGCCAGGAGAUCACGGUGCCCAUGUGCCGUGGCAUCGGCUACAACCUGACGCACAUGCCCAACCAGUUCAACCACGACACGCAGGACGAGGCAGGCCUGGAGGUGCACCAGUUCUGGCCGUUGGUGGAGAUCCACUGCUCGCCCGACCUGCGCUUCUUCCUGUGCUCGAUGUACACGCCCAUCUGCCUGCCUGACUACCACAAGCCGCUGCCGCCGUGCCGCUCGGUGUGUGAGCGCGCGAAGGCAGGCUGUUCGCCACUCAUGCGCCAGUACGGCUUCGCCUGGCCCGAGCGCAUGAGCUGCGACCGCCUCCCGGUGCUCGGCCGCGACGCCGAGGUCCUGUGCAUGGAUUACAACCGCAGCGAGGCCACCACGGCGCCCCCCAAACCCUUCCCGGCCAAGCCCACGCUCCCAGGCUCUCCAGGGGCGCCUGCCUCCGGGACUGAGUGCGCCGCCGGGGGGCCGUCGGUGUGCAAAUGCCGCGAGCCCUUCGUGCCCAUCCUGAAGGACUCGCACCCGCUGUACAACAAGGUGCGGACAGGCCAGGUGCCCAACUGCGCGGUGCCGUGCUAUCAGCCUUCCUUCAGCCCUGACGAGCGCACGUUCGCCACCUUCUGGAUUGGUCUGUGGUCCGUGCUGUGCUUCAUCUCCACCUCCACUACGGUGGCCACCUUCCUCAUCGACAUGGAGCGCUUCCGCUAUCCUGAACGUCCCAUCAUCUUCCUGUCCGCCUGCUACCUGUGCGUGUCGCUGGGCUUCCUGGUGCGCCUGGUCGUGGGCCACGCCAACGUUGCCUGCAGCCGCGAGCACAGCCACAUCCACUAUGAGACCACGGGCCCGGCGCUCUGCACCGUCGUCUUCCUGCUAGUUUACUUUUUCGGCAUGGCCAGCUCCAUCUGGUGGGUCAUCCUGUCACUCACCUGGUUCCUGGCGGCCGGCAUGAAGUGGGGUAAUGAGGCCAUCGCGGGCUACGCGCAGUACUUCCACCUGGCCGCGUGGCUCAUCCCUAGCGUCAAGUCCAUCACGGCAUUGGCGCUGAGCUCUGUGGACGGGGACCCGGUGGCUGGCAUCUGCUACGUGGGCAAUCAGAACCUGAACUCAUUGCGUGGCUUCGUUCUGGGCCCGCUGGUGCUCUACCUGCUGGUGGGCACGCUCUUUCUCCUGGCGGGCUUCGUGUCGCUCUUCCGCAUCCGCAGCGUCAUCAAGCAGGGCGGCACCAAGACCGACAAACUGGAGAAGCUCAUGAUCCGCAUCGGCAUCUUCACACUGCUCUACACGGUCCCCGCCAGCAUCGUGGUGGCCUGCUACCUGUAUGAGCAGCACUACCGCGAGAGCUGGGAGGCGGCCCUCACCUGUGCGUGCCCGGGCCCCGACGCCGGCCAGCCGCGCGCCAAGCCCGAGUACUGGGUGCUCAUGCUCAAGUACUUCAUGUGCCUGGUGGUGGGCAUCACGUCGGGCGUCUGGAUCUGGUCCGGCAAGACGCUGGAGUCGUGGCGGCGCUUCACCAGCCGCUGCUGCUGCCGCGGGCGGCGGGGCCAGAAGAGCGGCGGCGCCACGGCCACCGGGGACUACGCUGAGGCGAGCGCCGCGCUCACGAGCAGGACCCGGCCGCCGGGCCCAGCCGCCGCUUACCACAAGCAGGUGUCUCUGUCGCACGUGUAGGAGGCAGUGGCCGGUGGACUGGGG
Messenger RNA from Orycteropus afer afer, 2028 nucleotides. It is a transcript of the gene FZD5, whose product is annotated as frizzled class receptor 5. The record is from RefSeq and is a predicted model, not a curated record. Gene Ontology annotation, biological process: canonical Wnt signaling pathway; non-canonical Wnt signaling pathway. Gene Ontology annotation, molecular function: Wnt receptor activity; Wnt-protein binding. Lineage: Eukaryota; Metazoa; Chordata; Mammalia; Tubulidentata; Orycteropodidae. Gene Ontology annotation, cellular component: plasma membrane.